AAAGAGGCGCAUUCCUUUGGAAGGCGGGAGACCAAGGCGGAGGUCGUGAGGUCAUGAGGAGUAUCACGUUGUGUGGCUCUGGUGAUCUUCUUAGCUCAGAUGAAGCUGUUCUACACAAGAUUGUGUCAUUCCAGUUGGCUUCAUAUAAUGAAAAUGGCCCACAAGAAAUCUGAGCAUAAUUAUCAUAUCAAACUAUUAUGCAUGUGAUGCAAAUUUCAAUACUGGUCAGUAUUGUUUUUAUGUUCAUUCAUCACCACAUAUAUUUCAGACAGUUUAUAUUAUUUUCUAUAGGCAUCUGCAUUGUUUGGCACUGCAUACAAUAACGACUGCAAGUAGUGGAUUGUAUAUGUUUUGCUGAAAGACACCAAUAGCAGCGAGGAACAAACUUUUUACAAUUACCAUCAGAGCAAACAGAGCGUAGUUGACUCAUUAGUUGAAUUUCAUCCAAGCCAUAGCCAAACAUGAUUCGGAAAAAAUAAAUAAAUAAAAUCAAGUGACAAACAAGGGACAGGCAUUAACAGUGACAGAUAACAAAUCAAAAGACAGGAGGGAGUGGGUGAGGCUGACAGGUUCAUCGAUAGUUCAAAUUAGAUAUUUCUGUGGAAGUUUUUCUUCCAGUGAAAAAUCUUUCAUACAUAAUUUCCUGAUAGACAGCAUUAUAAAUACGACUAAAGAAAUCCAGUGUGCUUCAGACUUCAGUCGAAGACGUUACCAGUCAACUUCAUUUCUUAACAUACCACAGACUCCAGACCCAGACUCAUCCCACUGAAAUGGCAGACCUAGAAAGACCUCAGUUUGGAGCUCAAACUGUGAUUGUGGGUGGGCCAGGAGGUGAUGAUUUCUCCUUUAAGUCUGCCUCCUACGUCACCUUUAAGAAGCUCAACAUUACUUACAGUGAGAGAACACUGAACUCAAUCCAGGUGAUUUUCAACUGUGGCCAAAUGAUUAAAGUGGGUAACUCAGCAGGAUCGCACAGUCAAGAAAUUGUGUUUGAUGAAUAUGACAAAAUUAUCUCUGCAAAACUGUGGCCAAAUAGGGCUGGUAACAGAUGUGGGGGGUUUGAGUUUGUGGUUGUAAAAAGUAAUGGAAUCAAAACAACACUAUCUGUCAAGUGUAAGCAACUGGGUGAGCCUGUGAGUUUUACUGUGAAGUCUGGAAAGAUUCAUGGCAUUACAGGCAGAAGUGGAGAUGAAAUUGAUGCUCUGGGCUUCUACUUCAUUUAGUCUACAGCUAUGCAUACAUACAGGUUGCUGACAGCAUCCAAAAUAUCUGAACAUUUAAAGAUGACAUAUGCGUGGCAAUUACGUAAUCAUAUACAGUACAUGUAUCAGUUAAUAAACACAUCAUAUUUGAAGUAUCAGAUUUGAAUCAAUCAAUACUACUUAAAAAUUUUCUACUAACAGUUAUUACAUUUUCAGGUACUUGUAGCCAUACUAGGUAAAAAAAACUUUAUAAAAUAAAUGACAAGGUAAAAAAAUCAAAUGGAUGUGUCAGCCAAAAAAUAGUGAUAGAAAUGUCAUUUAUCAUUUCUCUCUAUCUUUAUAGCAAUUUCUGUUCUUUCUCAUCUAUUAUCUUCAUGUAUU
Messenger RNA from Onychostoma macrolepis, 1583 nucleotides. Its product is annotated as aerolysin-like protein. The record is from RefSeq and is a predicted model, not a curated record. The coding region runs from base 771 to 1223 and encodes 150 amino acids. NCBI's taxonomy places the organism in Eukaryota, Metazoa, Chordata, Actinopteri, Cypriniformes, Cyprinidae. The transcript has 5 exons.